This is a messenger RNA of Clupea harengus (Atlantic herring), 2208 nucleotides long. It is a transcript of the gene tmx2b, whose product is annotated as thioredoxin-related transmembrane protein 2b. Gene Ontology annotation, biological process: brain development. Gene Ontology annotation, molecular function: disulfide oxidoreductase activity. NCBI's taxonomy places the organism in Eukaryota, Metazoa, Chordata, Actinopteri, Clupeiformes, Clupeidae. Gene Ontology annotation, cellular component: membrane-bounded organelle. The record is from RefSeq and is a predicted model, not a curated record.
UUAAUUAGAGUAUAUGCUAGCCGACGGGAAACCUAUUCACGACGGGUUUAGCUCCUCAUCCUCCGUCCUCAGCAUUUACCGGCCGCUCGCUGUUUGUAGAAAAUGGCGUUACUAACCCCACUUUUAGCCUUUCUUUAUCACUUGCCACUGGUGUACAAAUGGCUGUUGAAGCCAUAUUAUGUCGCCUCUUUGUUUAUGUCACUCGCUUUCUUCGCGGUCCGCAAGACACCAGGAAUAUGCGAACACCUAUCAACUCAACGAGAGGACGGGAACUCCUGCGACUUUGACUGGAGGGAAGUGGAGAUUCUCAUGUUCCUCAGUGCAAUCGUCAUGCUGAAGAACAGGAGAGCAAUUACAGUAGAACAGCACGUAGGAAACAUCAUCCUCUUCAGCAAGGUGGCCAAUGUGUUCCUGUUCUUCAGGCUGGACAUUCGUUUGGGCUUGCUCUACCUAACCCUUUGCAUCGUGUUUCUCAUGACCUGUAAGCCACCACUCUAUAUGGGCCCUGAGUACAUCAAGUACUUCAAUGACAAGACUAUAGAUGAGGAGCUGGAGAAGGACAGCCGCGUGACCUGGAUUGUGGAGUUUUUUGCCAACUGGUCUCCAGAGUGCCAGUCCUUUGCCUCUGUCUAUGCAGACCUGUCACUGAAAUAUAAUUGUGCUGGUCUCAAAUUUGGGAAAGUGGACGUUGGCCGAUAUGGAGAGGUGUGCAAGAAGUAUAGGGUGAGCGCAUCUCCCCUAUCAAAGCAGCUGCCCUCCCUGGUCCUCUUCCAGGGUGACAAGGAGGUCAUGAGGCGCCCCCAAGUGGACAAGAAGGGAAGGGCAGUUUCCUGGAGCUUCACUGAGGAGAACAUCAUUAGAGAGUUCAGCUUGAACGAACUCUACCAGAAGUCCAAGAAGCUGGGCAAGGCUAAGGGCGAGAAGAGUGAGAAAGCCAAUGAAACCCAGUUCCCAACUGUGCCUGAGGAGGAGGAGCCUGAGCCUGAAGUCAACGCCCAGGAGACCAAGAAGGACAAAUAGGAGUCCAUGCUUCUCUUGAAUGUUGUGACAUCAUCACAGGACUGGCUGGCAUUAUGCAAGUAGUAUUGAGUGGAGUGUGUGAAUUUAAUGGUACUGAAUGGGAACAAGUUAAAGAUUGUGAUUUUUUUUUUUUUUUUUUUUUUGUAGAACUUACAAAUUGCAAUUCAAUUGCAAAAUAACAUCAUUUAUAUCCUUUUAAAACCACGUGAUCAAAUUAAUUUAAGAUGGGCCCUAGAUUACCACUCCAGUGGUACAUAACAUUUUCUCACUGGACCUCUGCCUAUUAUACUGUAACUCUAAUGUUUUUUUAAUAAAGUAGAUAUAAUUUAAGAUGAUCCAAUGAAGCAUUUCAUGCGCUCUACCUCUGGUAGCAUCAUUGAUUUAAGUGACUUUUUUUUUUUUAACAACUAUACUUUUUAUUAUUUAUGUGUCAGAUACUAUUGGUCAUGUUUGUCUCUUUUUUUUGUGGUUAUUAAUUCCUGUCAUUUUGUUGUUACAUCUGCCUACAAUUUAUGGGGCUAGAAUGAAGUUGUUGUUUUCUUUCAUUUUUUUUUAUAUACUGAAAAGGGAUAAGGAGGCAGAAGAUUUGUAGGUGUUACUUCAAUAUCACUCCCCUGAAUCCAUGGUUCUGCCUAGAUAAGCAACACUCCAGUCAUUCCUGAAGAGUCCUGGUGACCCUGUCAUUCUUGAAGCAGGUGGCAAGUUUCAUCAUAUUUCUUAGGUGUUAUGGUUCACCGUCAGGCUUAAUUUUCCCCAUUCAACCAGGACGGACUUUCUUUUUCUCAUAUUGUGCACAUUUCCUGCCCUAAUGGGGCCCAUGUCUGAAAACACUGUAAAGUCUAGAGGUCUGUUUUAGCUUAAUAUAUGUUUUCCAGUAAGCCAUUAUACAAUUUUCACACUUUUAUUUAAAUGAACCUUUAUUUUCCAUCUUGGUCCUCAGUAUGGGUAAUAUCAGGUGAUUGAACACCGCUGAUUGCAACGAAACCUCUCGCUAAACACAUUACUGAGGUGAUGUGGACUUCCUGCUGUCAACCCGUGCUUAUGUGUGCUUUGAAUGAGCCAUGCGUUUUUCAUUGAUUCAUUGUUUUUAUUUCACCGAUCUUGCUCUGUGGUGACUGAUAAUGGGCAGCGUGCCAUGGAUGAGAUGUGUUGUUUCUCAUAUAAAAUAAAACUACAUAAAUAACUUCA